Molecule: messenger RNA, 381 nt
Organism: Erinaceus europaeus (western European hedgehog)
Lineage: Eukaryota; Metazoa; Chordata; Mammalia; Eulipotyphla; Erinaceidae
Gene: EDDM13
Product: epididymal protein 13
Source: RefSeq, a predicted model, not a curated record
AUGUCCUUCAACAAGAGCAAAGCUACACCAACUGUGUAUAUUCACACAUGGGACCACCCAUUGGCAACAGGACUAUCCACGACUCAGGGUGCUCUCUGCAUUGAGACAACCAAUGAAAGUUCUGAAACAGACUUGGGUCUGCCGAGCCUCCGGGUGCUGAAUGAAGAGAGUACGAAUGACUGCAAAGAAGAGGUGAAGCCUCCCCCUGGUGACCAGCCUCAUGUUGAACCACACAGGAAGAACAGCUAGUGGCACGUGCUCAAGUGCGCCUACAUGAUGGUCACCUUCCUCUUCGUGCCCUACAAUAAAGCGGACUUGUGUUACUGCCACUACUGCAGUUCAGAAGUGGACGUCAGAAGUGACCCCUGCUGUACCUUCUAA